Messenger RNA from Eimeria acervulina, 1593 nucleotides. RefSeq lists its product as hypothetical. The transcript has 7 exons. Bases 1 to 1593 code for a protein of 530 amino acids. The record is from RefSeq and is a predicted model, not a curated record. NCBI's taxonomy places the organism in Eukaryota, Apicomplexa, Conoidasida, Eucoccidiorida, Eimeriidae.
AUGCAUAAGCAUACGCUGCUUGUGCUGCUGCUGCUGCUGCUGCUGCUGCUCGGCUCGGUGCAGGAACUGCGCGGCCUCAACGUACACCGCAGCUGCUGUGGAUUUGUAGCACUUGGCUUGCAGCAACAGCAACAGCAGCAGCAACAGCAGCAGCAACAGCAGCAGCAACAGCUACAGCAGCGGCGGGGGGUCGCUCUCUCUUUUGUGGGGUCCUUAAGGCCGCACGUAGACUUUUGCUGCCAUUCAGGUGUAUGUGCAGCCCAGCAGUCUCCAGCAGCAGAUGCAGCAUUCAAAGAGCAGACGCCCGUAGCUGCUGCUGCUGCUGCUGCUGCUGGGGGCCGCAACGCCAUUCGAAUAAACCCUCUAACAGCAAAAACAGAUACAGCAGUAGCAGCAGCAGCAUAUACAGCAGCAGGAACAGAAGCAGCAGAUACAGCAGCAGCAGCAGAAGCAGCAGAUACAGCAGCAGCAGCAGAAGUAGCAGAUACAGCAGCAGCAGCAGCAGCAGCAGAUACAGCUGCAGCAUCACAAGGUACAGCAGCAGUAGCAGGUGCAGCAGCAGCACAUGAGGCAGCACCAGGAGCAGCAACAGAUGGGGGAGGAGCAGCAACAGCAGCAGCAGGCGUUGAUGCUGCUGCAGCUGCGGAAGCAGAGGAGGCGGCGGAAGCCAUAGCAGCGGCAGCAGCAGCAGCAGCAGCGGCAGCAGCAACAGCAGCAGCAGCAGCGGAUGGCCAGGCAAAUCAUAUUUUGUUUGACUCUGAAAAGUUUAAAAAGAUGCAAAUAAUUAGAGAGAAAAUAGAUGAAUUGCAAACCUCCGGUGGCGGCCUCUGCUUUGGAGCCGAUACGGCAUUUGUUAUUGGAGGGGUUUCUUGUAGAAGAAGGGCUUCGCGCGCCGCGUUGGGGGGGAUGGGAUAUGGUGCUGCAGCAGCAGCAGCAGCAGCAGCAGAACAGCAGCAGCAGCAACAACAACUGCAGCAGCAGCAGCAAGAAGAAGAGGCUUCGCGGUCUGCUGCUGCUACGCUGCAGCAAAUCAAUCGCCUGGAGCUCCAGCUGCUGCAGCAUGCCCGCUACUUGCGGCGUCGUGUUGCUGCACAGAAGACAGAAAGGCUCCUCGGCCUUAUGCUGCUGGGGAAGCCUCAGCACCUGGAUGAGUUGCUGGAUCGUCUGUGCACGGCUCGACUGCGGCUGGACGCCGCGGGGAAGGCGAAUUUCGUUGGCAUCGUCGCCAAGGCAUUUCAAGACCCCGACGCAGACCUAGGGGCUCUCGCAAACAAUGCACUGCACACCACCGAAGAAAUCGAAGACUUUUGCGAAUGGCUGCAGAGUGGAAUUUCUUUCGGCACUGAGACGAAGCGUCUUUCGAGUGCGCAGCUAAAAACAAUGCAGCAGCUGCUGGAAGCAGCAGCAGCACUUCACCCUGCAGAGGGCCAAUUCUUAGACCGGUGGAGCGAAGGAAUGACAUUUAAACCCAACGCGGAGGUACAGCGCAUGUGGGACGAAAUACCUGAACCGCCUCAGCAGCAGCAGCAGCAGCAGCAACAGCAGCAGCAGCAGCAGCAGCAGGGGUGGGGGCAAGAGGAACAGCAAGAGUAG